AUGCCACCUGCCGACACAACACCCUCCGCGACCGACCUCACACUGGCAGCUUCGGUCAUCGACCUGGGCGACCAGCUCACCCCAGCGCGCAAGUCUGCCGAAGCCGUGCCCAAGAGCGAGGUCGAUAGCGAUGUCGCCUCGCCCUCCGAGUCCAACGCCCUCGCGUCCCUCGGACGUGCACGCAAAAACUGCCUCAUGGUCGUCUUCUGUCUGGCCAUGUUCAUCGACUCGGCGGGCCUGUCCGCCAUGUUCCUCAUGACCGCGCCCGUGGCUGACGACCUGGGCAUCGCGCUCGCCAACCAGCCGUGGGUAAUCGGGUCGUACGUGGUCGCGUUUGCCUCGACGCUGCUGUUCGCCGGGCGGCUCGCGGACCUGUUCCCCCCGAACAUAGUGUACACUGCCGGCUUUUUCGGCCUCGGCGUGUUCCACCUCGUCAUCUCGUUCAUGACCGACGCGUACUCGUUCUACGUGCUGCGUGCGCUCAGCGGCCUGCUCGCGUCGCUCACCGUGCCGUCGGCCAUCAACAUGAUCGUGCAGAUGUACCCCGACCCCCGGGAGCAGGGCGCCAAGCUCGGCAUCUUCGGCACGGCGGGCCCGCUGGCCAACACAGUCGCGCUCAUCCUCGCGGGCGGGUUCGUCAUGGCAUCCUGGCGUUGGUACUUUCGCUUCAUCGCCAUUCUCGUCAUUCCCUUCUCGGUCGGCGCGUGGUUCCUCAUGCCGCGCACCAGGGCCGUGGCCGAGGACGUUGGUGGCGGAGAAAAGUGGCGGCGCAUGGACCUCGGAGGGGUGAGCAUCAUGAUCGCCAUGCUCGUGUGCUUUAUUUUGGCCAUGACACAAGGGCCGCUGGACGGGUGGCACAAGCCAGUGUUCAUCGCACCCAUUGUCGUCUCGGCCAUCCUCCUCCCCGUCUUCAUUUUCUGGGAGCAGCGCAUGCCCCGUGGCUACAGCCUGCUGCCGCACGACAUCUGGCGCUUCCCCAACAUCUUCCCCCUCAUCAUCCAGGCGACAGUGCCCAUCCUCUUCUUCUCGGUCUACCAGCUCCGCAUGGCGUCCUACUUUCAAGACACGCUGCACGAGUCGGCCAUCAUAUCCGCCCUCAAACUCUUCCCCAUGGGCGUAACGGCUUUUCUUGGCGGUGUCAUCAUUCAGUUUGUGCCAAUCCUCACUACCAAACCGCGCAUUGUCCAGCCCAUCGCGACCCUCUUCGUCUUCACUGGCGUCAUAGUGCUCGCCUUCUCCAACGGCCAACACUACUGGCGCUGGAUCUUCCCCUCGGAGCUCGUCGGUACCAGCGGCUGCAUCGUCAUCUUUAUCGGCAUGAACACGGCGCUCAUCCAGGCGUUUCCACUCGAGUUUGCCGGGGUUGGGGGCUCGUUUGCCAACGUCAUCUUCCAGCUGGGUGGCAUUGUCGGCAUCGCGGUGCAAACUGCCCUUGUCGCUGGUGAUGGCCAUGUCGCCGACUGGAAGGGGACGCAGAACAGCUACUUCUUCUCUGCCGGGUGGAUCCUUGCCGCGGGUAUCACCUUCGUUCUGUGGUACAGGCAGUCCAAGAUGCCGGGGUAUGUCGGCACGGACGCUGCCUAA
Vanrija pseudolonga is the source of this 1584-nucleotide messenger RNA. RefSeq names its product Drug resistance protein. Gene Ontology annotation, molecular function: transmembrane transporter activity. The transcript has a single exon. Bases 1 to 1584 code for a protein of 527 amino acids. Lineage: Eukaryota; Fungi; Basidiomycota; Tremellomycetes; Trichosporonales; Trichosporonaceae. The record is from RefSeq and is a predicted model, not a curated record. Gene Ontology annotation, biological process: transmembrane transport. Gene Ontology annotation, cellular component: membrane.